AUGGCAGCGAUUGCAAGAAACAACGCGUUUGGUGCUGGGGCUCCCAGCUGGAAUCUCUCAUUCCCAGCUGGUGAGAUUACUGCGGCGGAAAUCACAGCCUAUUGUCCACACUGGUUGAAGUCCAUCGAUGUCAUCAGCCGGUUUCUAUCUCACGGAGCCCGCACGAUUCACAUCGCGGCAUUGCUCAACGAGUUCCGUUCCUUCCCUGAUAAUAAGGUUUUCAACACCAACUCGACUUUGGUGAUGAUGUCUUACGCCAUGCGCAAGGCAGGUUUCGAUGGAUGGUGCGUGAUGAAGCACUUUGACUUCUCACGCGACCACUUCCUCCCAGAGAGCGGACUGAAUGUCACAAAUUUCCGCACACCCUGCAUGAUCCAGCCCAGGGAUAAGGGUUCGGAGGCAUCAAGCCAUGCUACCAACCAAGAGGUGCGCCCGGUAGCAUUCAAGGACUUGGCCAAACAUGUUAAGAAGCACCCCUCCGGAGACGACGCGCUCGACCUGGCAAGAUGCGUGCAAUAUGCAGUUGAGCACCCGGACGAGGUAUGGCUGUUCCCAACAGACUUCCAACGCCUCACUGCACACCUCGGUGGACCAGCGACUAUCACGCCCAACCAUCUCGACGAGGAGGUGUUCGCUCGCCGUGACGACGUCAAACUUCCAACUACCAAGCGCAAGAGGUCUGCUGCCAUUAAGCCGAUCUCUUCAAACAAGCAGUCCACCAACAAACAACCUACCAAACCGCGUAGGUUUAUCCAUGUCGUUCCUCAGUCAGGUCCCUCGAAGCCGCGAAAGCGAGGAAACGACCACCUCUCCAAGGACACCAACUCUGCCGAAGAGUGUGAGGCUGGUCACAAAGAGAACGAACCAUUCGGACAGCUUGCCAAGAAGCGCAAGCUCUCUCGUGGUCGUGCAACCUACAACGCAUUCGUUGACGACGAGGAAUUUCUCCCUGCUGAGGUUGAGGCCAACGAGUACAUUCCGGUGGGGGACUUCAGCGCGCCUGAGCAAAACGAGCAGCCUCAAAGUGAGGUUGAGAGGAGCAUCGCUCUCCGCAAGGCUCGCGAUGGCAAGCGGGCGGCUGUCGAGCCUGACACUGCUGCUCCCCAAUUCGAUCAAUACACACCACCAUACGAACAAUCUUACGAAAAAACCGACACCGCCGCCGCCGACCCCCUUCCCGCCUUCCUCGCCCCUCCCAACCUCCCAGCCAACCGCCUCCAAAUCACUGGCCAAACCCUCCAAAAAUACGCCCUGCCCCCCUUCCGCUCCCAAAGCGACAUGUUCACGACCGCUUUUCACUACAGGCGCUUCGGUAACGCCCGCCAGUCCGCUCCGUACCGCGAGCUGCACGCCUUGUGCUGUCUCGAUAAUGACGACAUGGGAGACUGGGCGGAAAACAUCCGCUUCGCCAAAGAGCAGUGGGUCUACUAUGGAUCUAUCUGGACCGAGUUCCCUGGCCAUCUUGAGAAGAUCAGGAAGGCCCGGCAGGAGUGGGGCUGGAAGAGUACGGAAGCUAUUCGCGCGGAUGCGCUGAACGGCUCUCGGGCCACGUAA
Messenger RNA from Bipolaris victoriae FI3, 1554 nucleotides. RefSeq lists its product as hypothetical. The record is from RefSeq and is a predicted model, not a curated record. The coding region runs from base 1 to 1554 and encodes 517 amino acids. NCBI's taxonomy places the organism in Eukaryota, Fungi, Ascomycota, Dothideomycetes, Pleosporales, Pleosporaceae. The transcript is spliced from 3 exons.